This is a messenger RNA of Alligator mississippiensis (American alligator), 2121 nucleotides long. Its product is annotated as olfactory receptor 2T27-like. Gene Ontology annotation, cellular component: membrane. The transcript has a single exon. Gene Ontology annotation, molecular function: olfactory receptor activity; G protein-coupled receptor activity. Gene Ontology annotation, biological process: G protein-coupled receptor signaling pathway. Lineage: Eukaryota; Metazoa; Chordata; Crocodylia; Alligatoridae. The record is from RefSeq and is a predicted model, not a curated record. The coding region runs from base 378 to 1322 and encodes 314 amino acids.
CUCCACAUGCCACCAAAACCCCUGGCCCUGUUCAAUGGUUAUGCAGGCCAUCAGUUGAAAAUCCCUGCUGUGCUCAAUUCCACAGCGUAGGAAUAACACAAGGUACACCACUGCGAUUCCACAUGCAGGUGGGGCCUGCAGCUGAACAUAGAAAUGCUGGGCAAAGCGUAGAAAAUCUUUAGCCUAAGUAAACUCUCUUCCCCUGGAAGUGAGGUUAUUGUCUCAUCAACCAUAAUGUCUGGCAUUUCUUCCACAGGAAAAGAAAACCUGCCAGGUGCCUCAGGUGCUGUUAGUAUUAUCCAGUAGGAAGUGUGCACACAUUGCCCAAGGCAUCUUGUUCUUGUCCAGGACUUCAAACACAGCCACAUGAAGCGGAAAUGAAGAGUGGGAAUGAAACUUCUUCAGCAGACUUCAUUCUGCUGGGAAUCCUGAGCCGGACCAAUGUACACAAGUUCACCAUGGCCACGAUCUUAUUAGCCUUCAUCGCUGCCUUGUCUGGGAAUGCUCUUCUCAUACUUCUAAUCCAAGUGGAUUCCUCCCUUCACACCCCCAUGUACUUUUUCCUCAGACAAUUGGCCUUCAUGGACAUCUGUCAGACACUGAUAAUUGUCCCCAAAAUGUUAGCAGACUUCCUGACCCCAGGUAACCCCAUUUCUCCAGCUGGCUGUGGGACUCAGAUUUUCCUCAUGCUGACCAUGGGUGUAUCAGAGUGCCUCCUCCUGGCAGUCAUGUCUUAUGACAGGUACAUAGCCAUCUGCAACCCCUUGCAGUACCCCAUCCUCAUGAGCAGGAACAUCUGCUUUCUUUUAUCAGCUGGAGUCUGGAUGGGAGCAUUGGUAAAUGCCUUGAUUCACACAGUGUUUACACUGGCUCUCCCCUACUGUGGCUCAAAAGAGAUUGACCACUUCUUCUGUGAGGUCCCAGCCCUGCUCAAAUUGUCCUGCUCUGACACCUCUCACUAUGAGGCAAUGGUGUUUGUAACUGGCAUUGUCGUGCUCCUUAUCCCUUCUUCCAUUAUACUAGCCUCUUAUGCUUAUAUCCUCUCAACGGUCCUGAGAAUGAAGUCAACCAAGGGACAGCAGAAAGCUCUGGCCACUUGCUUGUCCCACCUGACUGUGGUGGUCAUGUUUUAUGGGGCAGGCAUCUUCAUGUACAUGAGACCAGGCUCCUACCACUCCCCAGAGCAAGACAAGAUUGUUUCUCUGUUUUACACCAUUGUCAGCCCACCACUCAAUCCACUCAUCUACAGCCUGAGAAACAGGGAUGUCUUACGAGCCAUAAGAAAGCUGAUUGGGAUAUUCAGGGUCUUCCAGCAAAAUUGACAGAAGCUGUACAUUACCAUGAGCUAAGUCUCAUUUAACUGAGAAGGCCCCCGGCAGGGUUUUCUGGAUCAUUUAGAAGGAAGCUAACAUUUCUCAGUCACGUGACAGCCUGUGCCCUACUGAGAGUCACGGGUUUUUGGGCUCUGUCACUUAAACACUUAGAAAGAGGUUUGAAGAAAUGUACCCCACUAUCCCUGUUCAUUAGUGUUUUCCUGCUUCAGGAAAUUUAACCAAAUUAUUGCAAACACUGAAGACUUCAUGGGGGAUUGAAACUUUCUAUUUCCCUGAUGCUGCCCCUGCACAAGGCCCAAGCCCCCCUGCAGGAAAUACGUCAAAUGGAAGGGCAACCAAAAUGGGCCCUGGGAUGAAAGUUUAUGAGGAAGGUAUGAAAGAACAAGGGUUAUUUAGGAUGGAUAGGAAUAGACUGGGGGGGAGGGAGGUAUAAUAGUGUCUCAAAUACAUGAAGAGUGAUUAUAGAGAGAAUGGAGAUGGGCUUUUCUUUGUGGCUCUAAGGGACAGGACUAGGAGCAAGGGCCGCAAGCCAGAGCAGGGGAAAUUAAACAUGGAGAUUAGGGGGAACUAGCUGCCAUUGGGAGUGGUCACACAGGGAUGAGGCUACCAAGAGAAGCUGUGGAUUCUCCAUGCUUGGCAACGUCCAAAAGCAGGUAAGACAGACACUUGGCUGUGGUGGUUUAGUCAGGGAUGAUCGUGGCUGGAGCAGGGGCAUGGGCCACAGGACCUGGUGAGGUUUCUUUCAGCCUAUGAUCCUAAGUGCUUAGAAGCAGAUCUUCCCAACCAC